AGCUGACUGUGGCGAGAGGCGGAUGGAGAAACAACAAGUCAAGCACGGGGAAUGUAUCCAAAGUAGCGAUGAGGCUCGAAUUGCAGAAAGUGCUGUAAAGUGUGCGCUCGCUCCAGCCACGGAACCGACAUUAGGCACCGCGUUAGAAGCAAUAAAUGAGUGUAAACUUCAGCCAAAAUGACCCGAUUGGACUGCGGGCGUCACGCUGGACGUGGAGCGUCUCCCAUCUACUUUUUCGUGCUGCUUUUCACCGUGCUGGACAACUGCAAGUCUGGGCUGGGAUUGCCACGACAAUCAGAGAGUUUUCUCCAGGAUCUUCCUCCAUAUGAAGUGGUUAACCCCACUAGAGUGAAUGUCAGAGGUCACUUCCUGUCCAACUUCCUGUCUCAUCAUGCUCGCCGUGUACAACGUCGCCGUGCCUCAGAGGAGUUCGUGGACCCGGAGAGAGUUUUCUACCAGUUGUGGCAUGGCGGCCAUAGUUUGCACUUUAAUUUGACUCUCAACAAACAGCUGCUGGCCCCAGGCUUCUUGACGGAGCGUCGCUAUGGUGGCCUUAAAGGGGGAAGGAUCCGCCCACCUGGAGCUGCACAGUGUCAUUUCCUGGGUGAAGUAUGGGACGGGACUGCUGUCAAAGGGAGCGCAGCGAUAAGUACCUGCCAUGGACUGACAGGACUUUUCAAAUUGUCGAAUGAAGAGUUCUUCAUCCAACCCCUGGAAAAGUCACAUGAUGAGCCCUCAGCACCCCAGGCCCAUGCCAUCUUCAAACGUCAUGCGCCCUUCCCAUCGUGGACUCCGGUUCUCCAGCCCAUCUCAGGGAAACAAGCAGUCAACGGUUCCUGUGGAGUCAAAAUAGAUAUCCAUCACAGUUUGGAAGAGAAUGAGAGAAAGCGGGAAUACUGGGAGCAGCACCACAACAGGAGGAAGAGAAGGAUCCGUCAGAGGUCCAUCAGCAAAGAGAAGUGGGUGGAAACACUGGUGGUGGCCGACCCAAAAAUGGUGGAAUACCAUGGCAGCAAAGGUGUUGAAAGCUACAUUCUUGCUGUCAUGAACAUUGUAGCAGGUCUUUUCCAAGAUCCAACUAUCGGAAACGCCAUCAACAUUGUUGUGGUUCGACUUAUCUUACUGGAGCAGGAUGAGGAAGACUUAAAGAUAACUCACCAUGCCGACAACAGCUUGAGUAGCUUUUGCAAGUGGCAGAAACGGCUGAACAUGAAGGGAGACGAUCAUCCCCUGCACCAUGAUGUGGCCGUUCUUCUUACGAGGAAGGACAUCUGUGCAUCUAUCAAUAUGCCUUGUGAAACGCUGGGUUUGUCCCAUGUGGUGGGGAUGUGUCAAUCACAUCGCAGCUGCAGCAUCAGUGAAGACACCGGCCUCCCAUUGGCCUUCACUGUUGCACAUGAGCUGGGACACAAUUUUGGGAUUCAGCAUGACGGCAACGGUAACGACUGUGAACCCAUUGGGAAAAAACCUUUCAUCAUGUCUCCACAGCUGCUCUAUGGCACCUUACUUCCCAGGUGGUCCCAAUGCAGUCGGCAGUAUAUUACACGCUUUCUUGAUCGUGGCUGGGGUUGGUGCCUUGAUGACGCCCCUGCGAAGGAUACCAUUUCACAAGGCUUGCUGCUUCCUGGGGUUCUGUACAAUGCUGCCCAUCAAUGCCGGUUGCAGUAUGGAUCUGGUUCCCUGCUCUGUGAUGACAUGGAUAAUGUGUGCAGCACACUGUGGUGUACUAUGGGAAAAACUUGCCACUCCAAGCUUGACGGAGCUGUAGAUGGUACCAGUUGUGGCCAAGAUAAGUGGUGCCUCGGUGGGGAGUGUGUCACAGCUGGACAUUAUCCAGACAGUGUUGACGGUGCCUGGGGUACAUGGAGUCAGUGGUCGGCCUGUUCAAGGUCAUGUGGGGCAGGAGUUGAGAGUGCGCAGCGUGAUUGUGACGACCCAGUUCCCAGGAACAGAGGGAAGUACUGUCUGGGAGAAAGACAGCGGUAUCGCAUCUGUAACACAACACCGUGUCCAGACAACAUUCCCACAUUUCGAGAUAUUCAGUGCAGUCACUUCAACAGUGCACUCUAUAAGGGAAAAUUCUACAAGUGGGUUUCAGUCAUCAGCAAAGCUAGUCCUUGUGAACUCCACUGCCGUCCACUAAAUGAACAUUUCUCAGAAAAGAUGCGCGAUGCCGUAACUGAUGGCACUCCUCGCUUUGAAGGCAACAAAAGCCGAGACAUGUGCAUCAAUGGCAUCUGUAAGAAUGUCGGCUGCGACUAUGUGAUUGAGUCAAAUGCUGUGGAGGAUCGCUGCGGGGUGUGUCUUGGUAACGGCUCCACCUGUGCAACUGUGAAGAAAACAUUUGAGGAAAGUGAAGGACUUGGUUAUGUGGACAUUGGACUGAUACCAGAGGGCUCAUGGGACAUCAGGAUUGAGGAGAUGGCUGAAGCUGGAAAUUUCCUAGCGCUCAGAGGUGACGGCCCCAACAACUAUUAUCUGAAUGGUGGCUGGACUAUACAAUGGAAUGGCGAGUACAAGGCAGCUGGGGCCGUAUUUACCUAUGAACGGACUGGGCAUCUGGAGAACCUGACUUCACCUGGGCCCACCAUGGAACCGCUGUGGAUUCAGCUCCUCUUUCAAGAGAACAAUCCAGGAGUUCGCUAUGAGUACACAAUCAGUCAAAACAUUUCUGAGGACAAUAACACCCCUACUUCAGUCUUCUGGAAGCGUGGUUCAUGGACUGAAUGUAGUGCCACCUGUGGAGCAGGUGUUCAGAGGCAAAUUUUUCACUGUGUAGAAAGAACCAACGGGAUAGUGGAUGAGUCAUUUUGUGACCCUUUAACCCGGCCUGAUGACAACCAAACUUCCUGUAACAACGGGCCUUGUCCAGCCAUAUGGUGGGUAGGUGAGUGGGAGAAAUGCACGGCAAGCUGUGGCAGCACCGGCGUGGCUAAAAGGACAGUGCUGUGCAUACAAGCCAUCAGCGUGGAUGAUCAGAAAGCCCUACAGCCCAGUCAAUGUAAACACAUCCCAAAACCUGAGUCAGUCCUGCCCUGCAACACCAAUAUCCCAUGUCCAGGAGAUUGGACCACUGGCAAUUGGUCAAAGUGUUCCGUAGCAUGUGGAAGAGGAGUACGUCGGCGUAACGUUACCUGUUCCAGAAACACCGGCAUGGACUGCGACCUGCAAAAGAAGCCACUUACUAUUAGUUCUUGCUUGAUCCAGGACUGUCCACAAAUUGUGGAAAAUUUUGGUGAUAUUGACUGGUCUGGAAGUGGAUGGGCAAGCAAAGAAGUGUUUAACGAACACAACACCAUCCCUGUAGCCAAACCAGCUCUAAAAUACAGUACCACCAAAGUCCAACCAAAAAAUAAUGAUCCAUAUGACUUGAAUAACAUUUUUGAAGACUUUCAUUAUCACAAUAAGAUAGAAAGUGAAGAACAUGCUCCUGAAGUGGAUGACUUUUACUAUGACUACAACUUCAUCAACUUUCAUGAAGAUUUAUCAAAUGAGAGUGGUGGAAUAGAUUCAGAGAACAGUCAGGAAAUUGGUUUUCUGCUAAAGGAAGAGCCAACGAGCAGUGUGAAUGCCACAACUCCUUCUUGGAAACCUGCAGAACCACAGAGCGUUACUAAAGACAAGCCGAAGGACAUUGAAAACCCUGGAACAGAAGAACCUGCUGAAAAACAUUCUGUAAAUUUUGAUGACUACCUUGCUGAGGAUUAUCUUCUACCUGUGUCCACCACCCGAUCACCAUCAGAGCAUUUAUCCCGAAAAGAUGGAAAUGAAGAUCUCCUGUGGUCUAAAUACAAUAACACAAGCCCCCCAAUGGAUGACACCACAGGGGAGCCUGCAAAGAGUGGCAAAGUAGGGCAAACUAGAGAAGAGGUUGAAAAUAACCACAAUUCUAUAAGAGUGGAAAAGCACAUGAAGGAAUUCACUAUAACUCCGUCACAUGCUGUUCCAAAGCUUGGAAUUCAAAGUGAGCGCAGUCAUGAUGUCACACUGACAGAGAAGACAGCCAUCCUCCAACAAGAGGAUGACUUACAGUUGCACCAAACUUACAUCACGCCACAAUUCUCUACUUUUACCUCAGCGCCAGAAACUGUAGAGGAUCAAAUAUAUUCAGAUUUAUACCUUAUUCAAAAUACCAGUGGAUCAACAGUAUUUUCACAUGACCAUGAGUUUGAAAAACUCCAUAUGACUCAUCUCAGUCCAGACUUGGUUACCAUUAAAGAUGGUUCCAACGUGUCUGACAGUGGCCUCAGUACAACCUCACUGCCUCCCUCUGAGAGUUCCACUCCUCGACUUCCUCCACGCCUGCAUGUUUCAGUUCAUCAAAAUGCCCCUGAUGACACCAUAUUCUCUGCUGGAACACAAGUCCAGCCACCUACAAUCCAGGAAGGAUACACUCAACCUCUCACAUAUGAUCUCCAGCCAGUGACAACAAAACAGACUCCAACCAAAGCCUAUACUGAAAGGACUGGAUCAGAUUUCUCUGUGCACCAAUUGUCAUUUACAUUUAAUGGCUAUGACUCCAAUCAAAUAACCCCGAUCUUGAGAUCUGGUAUUGUGAGCCAUCCUGGCUCUUCAUACAUUACCCCAAUGCAAAACACAGCAAUAACUCCUCAACAUACUACCUCAGCAAAACCAACAGUGGAUGCCUCACCAAGCCAGUAUCCACACCUUCGGUUGCUUCUUCAGACAACAGAAAGGACGCCAGCUGCCACACAAGUCGCAGCCUUUUGGGUUACUGGUAACUGGAGCUUCUGCUCCACAAGCUGUGGUCUGGGUGCCAUCUGGAGAACUUUGGCCUGUAGUACUGGCUCCGAGUCUGAUUGCGACCCAGCCAAGAGGCCCACACCUGCCCAACGUUGUUACAUGCGCCCCUGCUCCAUGUGGAGGUUCGGAGAAUGGUCAAAGUGCUCCAGGAAUUGUGGCGGUGGUAGAAAAUCCCGAGAAGUCCAGUGUUUCGACAUGCGUGAUCAAAGACCUCUACGACCUUUCCACUGUCAGGCAACGUCCUCGAGGCCACAAAGCCAAAUGCCCUGUAACCUUCAGCCAUGUCUGGACUGGUACACUUCGUCCUGGGGUCAGUGUUCAGAGGUUUGUGGAGGUGGAGGACAGCAACGUCUAGUCUCCUGCCCAGAGGAGAAUCUUUGUGACACUGAAAUUCAGCCCAGUAACAUUCAGCCCUGUAAUACUCAACCUUGCGCUCAGUGGCUAACUGGAUCUUGGGAACAGUGUUCAGCUUCCUGUGGCGAAGGGGUGCAGCGACGACUCGUUAAGUGUGUUAACAUGAAGUCUGAGACCCAAGAACAGGUGGAUCAAAGUCAGUGUGACUAUGAGGUGCAACCGGGGAGCACACAGAAGUGCAACUUGAAUGAAUGUCCGAAGGACUUUUCUGCCCCAUUUCCCCCACCCCCCACAGGAGCAGUGUGUCUCCGUGAUCGUCUAACAUCUCGCUUCUGUCAGACUCUGCGCUCAUUAGGCCGUUGCCAGUUGCCCAACGUGCAUUCACAGUGCUGCAAAACCUGCAACCAACGGCCAAGCCGGGCCAGCAGUGCCAGUCACCACUGAACCAAGAACAAGGCAACAACUCAUCAGUGGAUUAUGCAGUUCAUCACCUCAACGGACUGUUUGCUUUACUUCUUUGUUUAGUAGUGGAGGGAAUGUAAAUGAUUAUUUUCACUUUGUAGAUAACAUUUUGCCCAGAAUGGCAAAACUGUCAUUGACAAAAGGUUACAGAAGCUAAUACUCUCACUUCAAUGUAGCCAGCUUAAAAUAGAAAGUAUACACACAACUAGGAACCUACACGUAAAUAUUUGAGUUUGGAAGCAACUACAAUACUAAUAAAUGUGUACAUUCAAUACAUAAGUACAGUAUGAAUUUACAAAAAGAGGUGCUUACGUUCCCUAUUUCUCGGUUUACCAGCACAUAAUUCUUGCACAACACUGUUAUCAAAGCUGAUUAUCUGCAGAUGAGGAUUUCCAAAAUUGGUAACAUAUCGUCCAGACUAUUGGGUGAUUGGAGUAAGCUCAACCAUAACCUGCACGACAGCUCUUCAUUAUCAGACUUAAACCAGUCCAUGGUUCACAAUCUCAUUACAAAUCUCAGUACAUGUGACUCUGAAAGGUCGACAAAGGUAUCUUUUGAAUACCAUUUUGCAAAUUAGGCUGAUACAUAAUGUACUGUGAGCCUUUUGAAUACUGCAAUUAAUAGGCCUUAUUAAUGGUGCUCAAAGAAAGUCCAAAAAUCUUAAUGAAAAAAAGAAUUAUGCGCUCACGACAACAAAUGGUGAAAAUUAGGCUGCAGGACAUUUGCGCUCGAAGCCACAUGGACUACUAAAUUCAGGUGAGAUAUGUGCAGGCCAAGUGCCUUUAUUAAAUAUUUAAAUACCCUUCAAAUCAUUCCAGACUUUUGAUAGUUUAUUAAGUAUCAAUCAAAUGCAGCUUUUUUUGACCUACUGUAGGUAUAUACAGUAUGUCAAGGCUGUAUUACCAUAUGUUUUGUGAAUUGUAUUUCAAUUUUUUUGCAAGCCAUUUCUACAGUCAGUGUCUCAUUUGUAAAUGUAGGAUACAGUGAGUGAUUUUCCUUUUUUAUUUUAUUUUUGCAAGCUUCUCUGAAACGAUAAUUGGCAACUGCAAAGUCUCAGACCCGGUUUCUCCAAAACCUUUUGCUGCAACAUAAUGGACCAGAAAUACUAAUGACAUAAUAAUGACAAAUAAUAAAGGCAAAUAGCUUUAUUGUCAUAAAGGAACCUAUAAUUUGGUGGAAGUAACUUCCAUCCAUCCAUUUUCUUUACUGCUGUAUCCACACAGCGGUCGCCAAUUUGCUGGAGCCAAUCCCAGCUACAUUUGGGCGGGAGGCGAGGUACACCCUGGACAGGUCGCCAGGCAAUCACAAGGCACAGUCGACACUGGCUUCUUGGAUGUGGGAGGAAACCAGAGUGCCCAGAGAAAACCCACGCAGGCACAGCGAGAACAUGUAAAGUCCACAAAGCUGGGGCCGGGAUUUGAACCCAGGUCCUUAGAACUUUGAGGCAGAUGUGCUCACCAGGCGUCCACUGUUUCACCGCGAAGUAAAUUGUCUCCAAAAUGAGUUUUCUCAAUGUCUGUAUUUAUACCUUCACUCAUGAAGGUCAGUCAGUUUUUGACUGCAUUUUAUGCAUUUCUCAGGUAUCUAUUCACCAAUCGAUGCAGGUAUGAAACAAGAUGCAACAUCUCACCCAGUCUGAGCAGUCUUACAUUUGGUUUUGGAAUUUAAUUGAAUGUUAUUUGUGCCAGCAACCAAAUGAAAUGUAAAGCUGUGCUACACAUUUUUAGUGGAUUUUUUUAUUUUUUAUUUGAACUUGUUUACACUUUUUGCGGUAAGUCCAAAUUUCUGUCACUGCCUUGACAAACCCUGAACACCUUAUGUUGUCUUACAAUUCAUGUUCAUGCUAGCAUUGGUGCUAAGGUUACUAACAGCUGUGUGUGUUUGUAUGUGCUUUGCCACAUGAGAAUAAAGUUCCAUUUGAAGACAUAAAAAUCUUUUGUCUUAGACAGCUACUCAUCAAAUGGCUUUCACAGUUUGUCUUACCACAGAAGCUGAAACACAAAACAUACUGCAGGAAAGAAAAUAUUUUUCCUUACAGCUGCUGAUUUUUUUGUGGUAUCCAUUUCUAAUGUGAAAAUGCAUGAAGAUACAUAAUUAGAUGUUUUUUCACUGUAUACAAUCUAAAUAUUUACAGUUGAUUUCACAGCCGUGUAGUCUUUAUUAUAAAAAGUAUGUAAAUCCAUGAUUGUAUUUUUUUGUUUUUUAACGUAAAAAUAUA
This is a messenger RNA of Syngnathoides biaculeatus (alligator pipefish), 7798 nucleotides long. RefSeq names its product A disintegrin and metalloproteinase with thrombospondin motifs 7. Gene Ontology annotation, cellular component: extracellular matrix. Lineage: Eukaryota; Metazoa; Chordata; Actinopteri; Syngnathiformes; Syngnathidae. Gene Ontology annotation, molecular function: metalloendopeptidase activity. Gene Ontology annotation, biological process: proteolysis; extracellular matrix organization. The record is from RefSeq and is a predicted model, not a curated record. Bases 178 to 5562 code for a protein of 1794 amino acids. The transcript has 24 exons.